Messenger RNA from Psylliodes chrysocephalus, 1281 nucleotides. Lineage: Eukaryota; Metazoa; Arthropoda; Insecta; Coleoptera; Chrysomelidae. The record is from the annotation of a GenBank genome assembly.
UCUCGUUAUGUUCCAUUGGGCAAUGUGUCAUAUUGUUAUCUGUUUUUACUAAAGAAUUAAUAAGUGUAUGUGUUAUAUAUUAAAUUACCUAAUAAAUUGGGAAAAAAUAUAGACUUUUUGCAUCUUUAAUAUAUCUACAUUCAUCCUGUUGCAGCUGAAUAUAUUUGGGUAAGUUAUACGAGUAUUACGGAUUUGUUGUUGCAAGUAGCAAAGACAAAAAUUAUAUCAAAAUAGGAAAGCCCAAAAGUUGCAUAUCAUUUAAAGAAUAUGCUCAUAUAUUUGUAAACAAUAUUUUUAGAAAUAAAUUAAAUGCUCAAAUGAUAGAUGUGGUAUUUGAUCAUUAUAAAGGACAUUCUAUCAAAAAUACAACACGUCAAAAGAGAGGAUUUCAGAAAUCAAUUGAUAUAGAAAUUGACCGACCCAAUUUUCCACUUCCGCAACAAUAUAACUUGUUUAUUCAUUCGAUAUUUAACAAAAGACGUUUAACAAAUUUUCUUCCAGAGCAACUUCUUCAAAACUCCAUUCAGCAAAAGCAUAUUCUAUUUCUAACUAAAUUUCUAACUAGUGGUGGAUUCGCGAAAAUCAAUAAAUAUGGGAAAAAUUUUGAACCAUCAAAAGACCAUUUUUUAAAUUCAAAUGACGAAGACGCUGAUAUUCGUAUCUUAUUGCACAUAUUGUCAGCAAAAAAUUCGGGGCAUUCACGCUGCAUUAUUUAUUGAAACGAUACAGAUAUCUUAUUAAUUUAUUUUAAGAAGUUUUUGACUAAAGAUAUAUAGUUCAGAACAGGGCGAGGAGACUGAAGACGAUUUCUAGCAGUACAUUAUUUAAAUUUGGAUGAAAACCUUCUAAAAAAUAUGCCUGCUUUUCAUUCUAUGACCGGUUGUGAUACAACCAGCCAAUUGUCCGAAAUUGGGAAAAGAACCUGUUGGAAAACCACUGAUCAGUACUCUGAAAACAUAUUCUCUAAUCUUGAAAGAAUUUUCUUAAAAAUUUAUUCAAAACUGCCAAUGUUACUUCCAUUAACAUUUUGAGGGGAUUAUUGGCCUCUUCAAAAAUCAUCGCUAAGUUGCCACCGACUGAAGACGCCCUAAGACUACAUUGUUUAAGAUGUUUUUGCCAGCUGAAUAUUUGGCUAAGCUCUUUAAACCCAGAUGCAGCUUCCUAAUGUUGAAGAGUAUGGAUAGGAAGUAGAUCAAGAUGGAAGUCUGAUACCCACUUUUAAGACUCUGCCCGACCUGCCACCAGACAUAACAGAACUUACAUCAUGCAAAUGCAAAAAAG